This is a messenger RNA of Aspergillus neoniger CBS 115656, 510 nucleotides long. RefSeq lists its product as uncharacterized. The record is from RefSeq and is a predicted model, not a curated record. The transcript has a single exon. Lineage: Eukaryota; Fungi; Ascomycota; Eurotiomycetes; Eurotiales; Aspergillaceae. The annotation marks the transcript as partial.
AUGUCCAGCGACCCCAGCCACACCAUGAAGUGUGAAGAGCCAGAUGAGUGCACCCAACCCACCGAACCCAACAAACCCAUCGAGCUCAACAAAAUCAUCCAGUCCAUCGAGCCCAUCUGGCCAAUCAUACCCCUCAAUCUCAAGCGAUAUUUCCCACGCAGCAAAAGCGAGAGCUACGGAUUCGAACCCUUCGAAGCCAGCCCAAACCCCGAAAAAGAGAGCGACAGCUCUGACGAACAGCUCUUCCAAGCGCAGAAGCUCUACUUCCGGGACCACACCAACCGGAGAACGCGAUACCUCUGUCUAAUCAUCAUAUACGGCCAUUCUUCCCACGAGGAAGCAUGCAAAGAGGCCUUACGAAUAUCCUGGCAUCGCAAUAGGAAGAAGAUGUCCUCAAAGGUGAUAAUGGGACUUAUCAUCGAUGAAGAGAAACAGGCGUGGUUCCGCGGGAGUCAUACUGACGAGACGUAUAUCAAGAAGAUGGGCAGAAAUUGGGUUGCGAAUAAUGAG